This is a messenger RNA of Adineta ricciae, 4206 nucleotides long. Lineage: Eukaryota; Metazoa; Rotifera; Eurotatoria; Adinetida; Adinetidae. The record is from the annotation of a GenBank genome assembly.
AUGAAUUCUGAUGAACCAAAAAAACCGCGUAUGAAAAAUGUUCGCAUACAAACUAUGGAAACGGCUAUUCCAUUGGAUGAUGAAGUGAGAAAAUAUCAACGACCAUCACCUGCCAAUAAAAAUGUUCGUACACGAACUAAAUUAAUGUUCGAUGGAUUUAAUAAUGAAAUAAUAUCCCAUGAUCGACAUCAACGAAAGGUACCACUUCAAAUUCUCAAUGAUUCAUCAGCCAUGCCCAGCAGGACAUAUAAAACAUUUGACGAUCAAAGCGAAUUUAUGGAAAAUGAAAUUAUCGCAACAUCAACUCCACCCAUGAAUGGCGAUCAGCAAAUUGAGACAACUGUUAAUAUUGCAAAUGAAAAUGAAUUACCAUCAGAUCCUAUUAUUGAAUAUGCGAACGAACUAAUCUUACCACUUGCUGAAGCAUGUGCUCCUCUUAAUGAUAUUCUACAUAAUCUAUCAUUCUAUGUUGAUUUAGCUUUAAAUGAAACACCUCCACAACCACCUAAUAAUCUUACUAUCGAUGAAAGUGCUGCUAUUCGUUUAUACACUAUUGAAUGGGAUGCUCCACAUCGAAGUCUUUAUUCUAUGCUUAAUUAUACUCUUAAAAAUUUAAAUCGUGAAGAACUUCGACCUUAUUUCAAAUAUAUGAAAUUAUUCAUUACUGCUCUUGUUAAAUUGCCAUGUGUUCCACAAUGUACUAUUUGGCGAGGUGUAACAAAAGAUUUGAGUAAAGAAUUUCCGCCAGGUACACCAGUAACAUGGUGGGCAUUUUCAUCAUGUACGACUGAAUUAACUGUAUUAGAAAAUAACAUGUAUUUGGGUAAUAGUGGAUCUCGAACAUUAUUUUCUGUCGAAGCUAUUAAUGGUCGAACAGUUCGGGAACAUUCACAUUUUGUUACUGAAGAUGAACUUCUUCUCUUACCUGGUACACACAUGAUAGUUCAAUCACAAUUUAGUCCAGCACCUCAAAUGUAUAUUAUUCAUAUGAAACAAGUUAUUCCACAAGAUACUCUUCUUCAACCACCAUUUGAGGCAGUAGUAGGCGCUAUUGUUGGCGUUAUUUUAGCUAUAAGAGCUAAAGCUAACGUUAAUGAAGUACAACGGUGUAAAACACCUUAUCUAGGUAGUAGACAAUGGUAUUCUACUGGUCUUAAUCCUGUCGGUGCAACAUUAAACGAUUUUAAUAAUGAUACAUUCUUAGACGUUUUCGUGGUCAAUCAGCAAGAUAAUGAUGUAACUAUGAUGUUUGGCCGUGGGAAAGGAAGAUUUCGAUCUCAAACUACAAUUGCAACAGGUUAUCGCCCGAACCAAAUAGUAUUUUCUGAUUUAAACAACGAUAAAAAAAGUGAUGUACUGGUAGUCUGUGAAUCUGAUAAUACAGUGAAUGUAAUGCUUAGUAAUGGUGACGGAUCAUUUCAAACACAAAAAGCUUAUUUCGUUGGAUCAUAUCCAGUAGAUGUAACAGUGAACGAUUUCAAUGGUGAUAAUAUACAGGAUUUGGCAGUAAUCAACCAAAUUGGUGAUACUGUGAGCAUAUUGCUCGGUUCGGGAUAUGGAAUUUUUUCUAGUUCAACUACAUUACAGGUUGGAUCUACGCCACAGGCUAUUGUAUCAAGUGAUUUGAACAAUGAUAAUGUAGUAGAUUUAGUAGUAAUCAAUUAUAAUGCCAAUUUCAUCAGUAUACUACUUGGCUUUGGCAAUGGAUCGUUUGACUCACAGGUAAAAUACGAUACUGACAUUGGUCUAUCAGAUGUGGUAGUUUACGAUGUUAAUAAUGAUAACAACAUGGAUUUGAUAGCAGUAAACUACAUCUUUGGUGAGAUGAUGGUGUAUUAUGGAUUUGGAAAUGGUUCAAUUGUAUUAAUAAAUUCUUUUGAUAUUAGUUCUACACCAUAUGCAAUUACGUCGAGUGAUUUCAAUAAUGACAAUCAUACUGAUUUAGCGAUAUCUGAUAUUGGCAAUAAUAUUGUCAAUAUACUCUUUGGUAAAGACAAUGGCACAUUUACAAACGCAGCUAAAUAUAAUGUUGGUGGUGGUCCAAUUUUCAUCACAUUAAGUGAUUUCAAUAAUGAUGGCUAUGAAGAUUUAGUUACUACAAAUAGUAGAGAUGAUACUAUUAGUAUAUUGAUUGGUAAUAAAAACGGUACUUUUCAGGUGCAAGUCACUUAUAAUGUCGGAACACGACCGAUAGGUGUUGCAUCAGGUCAAUGUGAUUCUGAUGAUAUAAAUGAUAUUAUUGUUAUUAAUAAUGGUGAUAAUACAAUUAGUAUACUCUUUGGUGCUUCAGAUGGGACAUUUCCUUCGUCGCCAAGAUAUAUAGUAGGAUCUCAACCAACAUUUAUCAUAUCAAAUGAUUUUAAUAAUGAUACGAUAUUAGAUGUUGCAGUGACAAGUAACGAUAAAAGUAUUGUUAGUAUUUUACUUGGUCUUGGUAAUGGUACAUUUCCGAAAUUAACAACUUGUUCAACCGAUCCAUCUCCUCAAUUUAUUAUCACAGAUGAUUUUAAUAACGAUACAAUAUUAGAUUUAGCUGUGACUACAUAUGAUGAUAAUAUCAAUGUCUUUCUAGGAAAUGAAAAUGGAGCUUUUGGACAAAAAGUAGCAUAUAGUGCUUGUUCAUAUCCUUCUUCAUUACUCUCUGGUGAUUUUAAUAAUGAUGGUAUAAAAGAUAUAGUUGUAGCUUGUCCAUAUGACGAUGCGGUUUAUAUUUUUUUUAAUAAUAAUAGUGAUUUUUCUGGUGAACCAAUUAGUUAUUAUGCUAACUCGAAACCAUGUUCAAUAACAUCAAAUGAUUUUAAUAAUGAUAGCUAUUUGGAUAUUGCAGUUACUAAUUGUAAUACAAAUACUAUUAGCAUAUUACUUAAUUACGGAAAUAAAACAUUUUCGGAUUUAAAAAUAUUUUUUGUUGGUCAGGGGCCAAUAUCAAUAACAUCAAAUUAUUUUAAUAACGAUAAUAACUUAGAUUUAGUUGUUACAAAUAGUCUUAAUAAUACAAUUAGCGUUCUUUUCGGUAAUAAUAAUGGAACAUUUCAAGAUCAAAUUAUUUAUCCAACAGGUGAAUUACCAUAUUUUGUUUUAUCAAAUGAUUUGAAUAAUGAUAAGCAUCAAGAUAUUGUUGUUGUUAAUAAUGGAGAUAAUACCAUUAAUAUAUUUUUAAGUGAUACAAACAAUUCAUUCAAAUCUAAAGUUUCAUACAUGGUUGGAAAUAGUCCACAAUCACUUACAAUUAAUGACUUUAAUUAUGAUAAAAAACUUGAUUUGGUUGUUACUAAUUAUAUUGACAGUACAAUUACUCUUUUGGUUGGUUUAGGAAAUGGAAUUUUCGAGAGUUAUUCACAAUAUUCAACUAGUAUUGCUCCUACUUCUAUCAUAUCCAAUUAUUUUAAUAAUGAUGAUAAACUCGAUUUAGCAAUCGUUAGUGCGAAUACUAGUACUAUUAAUUUAAUCUAUGGUGACAUAAAUAAAAUCUUUAUAGGACAACAAAUCUAUAAAACUGGCCUUAAACCUGAUUUUGUUCUAUCCAAUUAUUUCAAUAACGAUAACAUUCUUGAUCUUGCUAUAGCUAAUACGGCCAGUAAUAGUAUAAGUAUUUUAUUAGGUAGAGGAAAUGGAUAUUUUAAUCAUUAUUAUGAUUUUUCCGUUGGGUAUCAACCGUCUGCAUUAGUAUCAAAUGAUUUUAAUCGAGAUAAUCUAUUCGAUAUUAUUACAGUUAAUAGAAAUAAUAAUUCAAUUACUGUUUGGCUAGGUUACGGAAAUGCAACAUUUAUAUCAAAACAAACAUAUAAAGUUGGACAAUAUCCGGUAUAUAUAACAGCAAAUUAUUUCAAUAAGGAUAAUUAUUUAGAUUUAGCUGUUAUUAAUCAAAAUGAUAAUACGAUUACGCUUUUAUUUGGUAAAGGAGAUGGAACAUUUUUUACUUCAGCAAAUUAUACCGUUGAUAAUGGUCCGUCUUCUAUUAUAUCAUAUGAUUUAAAUAAUGAUACAUAUGUCGAUUUAGCAGUAACAAACUACGUUGAAAAUACUGUAAACAUUUACCUUGGUAAUGGCGAUGGAACUUUUGAAGAAAUUAAAAGUCUUUCAACUGGUGUUGAUCCCAGUUUCAUAUUGGCAGGUGAUCUUGAUGGCGAUGAACGUUUAGAUUUAGUUAUUACAGAUGCACUUGCUAGUACUAUAUCUAUUUUCUUAAAUACAUGUAAAAUUUAA